CACACGAGAGUAGUUCGAUAAUAAGAGAUCAGGGGGUCGGGACUGAUAAAGGUUGAUAAUGAGCCCCGACUCGGCGUAACUAGUCAGUUCCUUCGGUGUCGCACGCAAAUAAACUACAAUCUUUCUCGCCUUGAACGAACGGGUUGAAUGUCUCAGAAAUCGAUUUAAAUAGCGAUAUAAUGUGACUAACAUCAUCCACAAUUGGUCAUAAAUAUGAACGGUGAUGGGAAUUGUCAUACUAGGAAGUAUGGAUACGCGUUUAAUAACAUGGUGAUCGUGCCAUCACCCGGAUCCAUAUGGGAUUAUCCGUAUCUGAACCAGGUCACCAGCAUGAUGGGCCUGGUGUAUGGAACGAGAUCAAAGCCCGAGCAAGAUUUAUUUCCUUCCAAGAUUCGGAUUCCAGAGAUACAUAUGGAAAGUCCAUCGAAGUUCGAGUUGACGAAGACGGAGGUUCAAAUCGCGGAUGAAACGGAAUUAGGCGAGGUAAAAGUGAUGCCGUUAACGAGCAACGUGGCGACUUCGACGCCUGUGCAACCAGGAAGCAUUCCUUGCAAGAACGGUGGAUGCAAGAGUUGGGCAAGUCGGGCAGAAUCACGGAUGGAAAGCCCGUGGCAUUUUCUCAAGACCAUCUUUCUCAUCUCUGUGAUCGUUGCUUUGAUCCUGUGGGUAAUCGUUUACACAUUCCUCGUCCAGUACCAAAUCUUGUGAAGAAUUCGACGAGUCGCGUGAAACUGUUGAAGUUACAGUCGAGAAACUUGGAUGAUUUAUGCUCUUCCGUUUCGAAGGGAACGUCUUUGUUCAUACAUACGGCUGGAAAGAAAGGAACACGGAUAAAAAUGAUUUCGAAAUUCGAGAGAGAAGAUCGAAAAGAAUUAGAAAGAAAAAUGGAAAAAUUUUGUUCGAAAAUGAUUCGGUGGAUGUCUUUGGUUGAUGUUCGAUGACGUUUCAUUGAAUUUCCCAUUUUCCAUCCGUCCUUGAACGAAACAAUAAAUGAUUCUAUGCUCAAAAAAUCGUGGAUCGUGAAUGUUUGUCGAAGAAUUGGCUAGUUCGUCGAGUGUGAAUGGAAAUAUGAGAAAAAAAUUACUUACCUGUAUUGUUUUGUGGACAGAAAGUUUUUAGAAAUUAGCAGAGAGUUUGAAUCUCGGGAUUGCAUAAAGUUCUCUUCUAUUUGCACGAUUGCCCCAACUUUCAUCGGUCCAACGACUAUGAAAUUCCCGGUGUUGAGACAUUUGAAACAGAAAAAAAUUGAAGAUAUUUUUGUAAGAUCGUACAAAAGGCGCUAUUCGCAAGAAUAAAAUUAUAACGAGAAUGGUACCUGUAAUAUUCGUUCGUAAAAUUGGAUAUUCCUUUGUGACGAAAUUCUUGUCACAAAAAUCAUGAUUGUAUUACACUAAUUAUAUAUAUAUAUAUAUUUCUAUUUAUAAUAUUAUAUAUAAUUUGUUAUUAAUAUAUUCUAUUUGAUAGAAGGUAUUCGAAUAUUUAGUAUUAAUAAUUAUUUUUUUUUUUUUUACCAAGUAUUUGUACAAAAGCGAUUAAAUAAACUGAAUAAACUUUGA
This is a messenger RNA of Apis florea (little honeybee), 1556 nucleotides long. RefSeq lists its product as uncharacterized. The record is from RefSeq and is a predicted model, not a curated record. NCBI's taxonomy places the organism in Eukaryota, Metazoa, Arthropoda, Insecta, Hymenoptera, Apidae.